GUGAAAUUUCUUCCCAGGAAACGGCCGGUGAUUGUACUGAUUCGUCAACCAUCGAUAUAUCCGGAAAUUAUCGUGCAAAUUUUAAUCAGUGCUGAUAAGAACUGUCGUCAACGUGUCUAGUCGUUCGGACAUUCCCGAGUGAUUCGGAUAAACGCCAAAGCAUGAAGCUGUAGUAAAACAGAAUGAUGUGACCAGUGACAGUAUCGUUGUGCUUCCGUAAUAUCGAGAAAUACCAAAAGAUUUUCGACUGUGCGCGGGAAACAACUUGGAACGAUUACUCGACGAACGAAGUCGUGAUUACUCGAUCAUUCGCACGCAAAAUCGUUGCUGGAGAAGCGUCGAGGAACGUUUACACUGUGGCGUAACAACUAUACCAUGGACUUUUAAUUAAAGUAGAGACUUUAAUAAUAAAAAGAGAGGAAGAGGAGACUGUGGCAAUUUUAAAAGUUUUCCGUAAUUGAACGUUCCAGCAGGGAGCUUCGUACGAUGUUUAAAGUACAAGUUUCUUUGCUUGUUGCGUAUUAUCCAUGCUUCGUCGACAAGGAAACUCACGUCAGGAAAAGCCAUGAGGGGAUGAGCACUGGCGUAGGAGGAGAUGGAGCUGGAGGAGGCGGCGGCGUACAGGGAAGCGGCGGCGGAAGAAACACGCCGCCCCAUGGAUCGCCCACCCCCAUGGAUAAAGCGACUCUAAAGGUCCAUCUACCUAACGGUGGUUUCAACGUUGUUAAAUUCGGUGACGCGAUCGACGUGAGGGGUAUCAUCUCUUUGGUAACUAGUCGACUAGCAGUCGGGACCAGGCAUUAUAGAAACCUGUACGCCAUGAGACUGCAUCAUCCUGGAUCGGGGGAGAGCUAUUGGCUACAUCAAGACACAACCAUGUAUCAGGUACCUGUGACAUCUGUCUCUUUUAAACGAGUAUUUUUAUUAUUGUUGUUGUUGUUGUUACGAAUAGUAGAAUUGAGAAACGUUCGUUAUCGCCAGGUUCAAGAAAAAUAUGAAAAGAAACAUCCUCACUGCGAAUGGAGGUACGAAUUGAGGGUACGAUAUUUGCCGCAAAAUCUGAACGACCUGUACGAAAAGGAUAAAGUGACCUUCUUCUACUACUACGACCAGGUCCGAAACGAUUAUCUCUGCGCGAAUCACGCGGCUCUCGAUCAAGACGUGGCGGUGCAGCUAUGCUGCCUUGAGAUUCGCUACUUCUUCAAAGACAUGCCACAGAUCGCCCUCGACAAGAAGAGCAAUCUCGAGUACCUAGAAAGAGAGGUCGGCCUGCACAAGUUCUUGCCGCGAUCCGUGUUAAAUGGAAUGAAACCAAAGGCACUACGCAAGUUAAUACAACAGCACUUCAAAAAGGUUGCCGCAUUGUCUGAGCUGGAAUGUAUGUUCAAGUUCUUCGAUCUUUUACGCGCCCAUUACAGAUUCGAUCAAGAGAGAUUUAUAUGCGCUUUGGGGCCAAUGAGAAUGGCCGAGUUCUGUCAAAUACAGUCUAUACAAACACUGGUAUCAGACUGUAAGGAACACGCAAAGGCGUGUAUUAAAUUAAGAGUAGCUGGGGCGGCGGAAACGCUUAGUAUAACUUGCUCGAGCCUAGACCAAGCAGAGAGUCUGGCGGAUUUAAUCGACGGGUACUGUAGGCUAGUUACUGGAAGCAAUACCUCGUUAUGGAACAGGAAAGAUGCUCAUCCACCAAAGUAUAGACAAGAUGGUUCCAAUAGUCCAGAGAAAAACGUGAGCAAAACGGGAACUAUAUUGUCGGAGGAUUACGCGGAAAUCGUGGACGAAGAAGGAGAUUAUUCAACGCCAGCCACGAGAGACUAUGAAAUAGUUAGGAAUCAAGUGGAAUUAGGUGAAAUCAUUGGAGAGGGACAGUUCGGCAAUGUACAUAAAGGUUCGUACAAAGGACGGGACAAUCAAGUAAUACCUGUAGCAGUUAAAACUUGUAAAGUCGACGCAGAUCUUGCAACAUCGGAAAAAUUCCUCGAGGAAGCCUACAUAAUGCAACAAUUCGAGCAUCCUCAUAUCAUAAGACUAAUAGGUGUGUGUUCCGAGGCACCGAUUUGGUUAGUGAUGGAAUUAGCCAAAUUAGGGGAAAUGCGAGCUUAUCUACAGUCGAACAAACACCGUCUGGAUCUCGCCACUCUUUUACUUUAUACAUUUCAAUUGAGCACUGCCUUAUCGUAUCUUGAGAGCAAAAAAUUUGUACACAGAGAUAUUGCUGCAAGGAACGUGCUAGUCUCUGCACACAAUUCCGUAAAAUUAGCAGACUUUGGUCUUAGUAGAUGGGUGGAAGAUCAAAGUUAUUAUACUGCGAGUAGAUGUAAGUUACCGAUUAAAUGGAUGGCACCAGAGAGUGUGUGCAUGUGGGAAAUUUUAAUGUUAGGUGUAAAACCGUUUCAAGGUGUAAAAAAUAACGAAGUGAUUCGCAAAUUAGAAAACGGGGAAAGGCUUGCAUUACCGAAUCAUUGCCCUCCACGAUUAUAUUCUUUGAUGUCUCAGUGCUGGAGUUACGAACCUAGUAAACGACCGACGUUCAAAGAAAUCAGAGAAACCUUGCAGCGCAGACGAUGUACCGCCACCGAAACCUUCGAGGCAACCGCAAAACACGACGGAUCAAUCUCAGCUAACCGCCGCAGCACCAGUUUCGACAUAUAUCGUGGCGCAAAGCCCCGAGGUUCUUGCGCAACUUCUCAAGGAUAAUCAAACUAGGGGGGUAUGUCCCUCCGUCUACACAACACCGGCCUCGCCUUUCAAUACCUUAGCCGUGCAAUUUCAAGACGAAGAGCAAGUCUUAACUACCGCCUUAGUUUCAGAUCUACCCUUUUUCGAUCCAGCCAUCUCAGAACCUUCUGCCUCCCAUGAUACUCAUUCAGGAGAUUCUACUUUAUCCGACACUAAUUUAGAUUCCCUUGAUUCCUCUGACACGCCUCUCAUGUCCAGCCUUAACAUUUCAGACGCGACACAAGCUCAGUCCCCCGCUGCCAAUAGAAAGCAGCAGAAGGUUAAAGAGAUGCAAAAUUUGUACGCGGUUAGUUCAAAAGUUGUUGGUAACGUUACUGGAGACUUGUACUCUCCCGUUCAAAAAUUCACAAUGUCCAAUGCUAUCCCCGUUACAACUAGCGUAGCCACCUGUGGCGAAAUAUACGGGCCUGUCGCAAAUUUCACGCAGAGUUCUGCCAUCAUUGGCAAUCUUAGCCAGAGUCCCAGUAUAGGUGGUAAUUUCGGUGAAAAUCCUGGAAACUUUGGGCCUAGUAGCUUGAAUAGUAUCGUAGGAUUGGCUAAUCAAAAUCAAUCGAAUUUUAGCCAGUUCUCUGCUAAUAAUACGAAUCAGACGUUCGGUGUUGCUCCGGUGAGCCAAAAUUCUAGUUGUAUACAGAAUCCUGCCACUGCCGUCGUAUAUCCCCGUGUACCAAUUGUUAGUUCGACUGGUGUUGCCAUUCCCGCAUCCAAUACGGAAUGUUUGUACGGGCCGGUACUGAAAUUCCGAGCGCAAAACAUCCAGAACCAAAACGUCUCCGACUUGAAACCCGUGAACGUAUCGGUUGGAUCUGCCAUGCCAAAUGCGAGAAGCAAUUUAGCGCACACUUCGGCUCCAGGACAAAAUCUACAGCCGAUGCACGCUCAGAACUAUCAACAAAUCUAUUCGAACAUUAGCCAUCCAGGGACGCAACCAAUGUAUAUGUCACAGUCACAGAAUGUGCAAAACAUCCAAAAACAGAAUCCCAUUCAUCAACCUGUUUCUUACAUCCCGGCGCAAUAUACGAAUCAGCAAAAUCAAGCGACUGGUGCUAACCCAAUUUACACGGCGCAAGCGGCUUCAGUUACGGUGGUGCAAGCUCAGAAGAUUCAGGCCCCCGUAUACGUGCAGCAAAUUCAAGCUGGAAUUGCGAGUCACGUACCGUGCUCUCAAGCGAUGAACGUGAAUCAGCAAUUGUCUUUUGAAAUAGCACAAAGUCAUCCCGUUCAACUGCAUUUCGCCACAUCAGGUGGCUCGGUUCAACCAACUAACCAACAGCACGUUCAUCAUCCAAGCAUAUCUAACAUUGUAAUGGGGCAACAGUCGACUUCUGUUACCACUGCGCAGCAUGUUCCAACUCAAGGCAAUGUAACAAAUCUGCCAGUAACUACAACGAACGUAACGCAAUAUUUACCAGUGAUGCAGACGGGAAUCAUAAGAUCAAAUGCUCCUCAGAUGGCAACCGGUGUUGCGAAAAUUACAACAUUCAUAAACCAAAAGCAAGAUGAACAACUGACAAGCUCGACGGAUGGUACGCUCUCUGGAUCACUGAUAUCAUCCGCUAGAACCAUACAAUCGCAGAUAUUCGACAGCAUUACAGAAAAUUUCAACAGUGGAAUUGACGACGAACAGAAACUGCUGGAACAACGGCUUUUGGAACAGCAACGCCAAUCCGAAGAAGAUAGCCGUUGGUUGGCAAGGGAAGAGAAACGCUUAUCCAUUGCAACGAGUGGCGACGAAAGCGCGAGUCCUCCAGUUCCCCGUUCAGUUACACAGUCACCAAAUCAUGAACAGCACAGUGCUAAUACUGGUUCUAUAGGCUCCGAUAAAAGUACCGAAAAAAUAAUCGUUGUGAAGAAAAUGGAACCUACACCAACCGCUGAUCUGGAUAGAACGAACGACAAGGUAUACGACUGUACCACCAGCGUUGUUCGUGCUGUGAUGUCUCUGUCUCAAGGUGUUCAACAAAGCAAAGCUGACCAAUAUUUGGAAUUAGUGCGUAAAGUGGGUAUUGAGUUGAGAGCGUUACUUUCAUCUGUAGAUGCUCUAAUGGACAUAUUGCCCAUAUCUGCUCAUCGAGAAGUAGAAAUGGCACAUAAAGUUCUUAGUAAGGAUAUGGCAGAACUUGUAACUGCCAUGAAGCAAGCUCAAAAAUACAGUGCUACUACUUUGGAUGCAGAAUACCGAAAAGGAAUGCUGUCAGCAGCCCAUAUUUUAGCAAUGGAUGCAAAAAAUCUUUUAGAUGUAAUCGACUCGAUACGUAUUCGAUAUCCAUAUGUAGAUAGCCAAAUUUGUCAAAAGCAAAAUCAUAUUAAUACUUCGCAAGAAUCGAUACCAGAAAGUCGUAUUCGUUCCAGUCAAUCUGGAGAACAAUUCCUAAGGAGAAGUCAAUCGAGUGAACGUCAAGGUACAACAUUCAGACAGAGUCAAAGCGGUGAUCUUUUACAUAGAAUGGGUCAAUCCGUUGAUCGUUCAUUGCAGGGUAGCCAAACUGAUGUUAGUAGUGGCUCUAGUUUAGAAAGAAGGCAUCAUAUCGUCACUAACAGUCUUGAACGUAAUUCAACAACAAGAAGACAAAUGACCACAAAUAGUUUAGAAAGAAAAAGACCAUCGUUAUCUUGUAAUAUCAGUCCUAUGAAUAAUUCGGUUAAUCUGCCACCAAUGGUUCCAGUUACCUGUAAUUUAGUCCAAACAGUUGGACCUGUCAUUCAUCCCAGUCAAACAGUUACAACAGGUAUUAAUCAACAAUCAGUGUUUGCAUCUAAUAAUAAAACGACAAAUGAAAGUGUAACAACUGAUAGCUAACAACGAGGUGCCUUGCAUUGAGGUAAAAUUGUUUAUUCCAUUAUGUGUAAUUAACAUAAAAUUUUUCAUUCCAUUUGUUUCACUACAUUUAUAUUUAUUAAUUUUAGGAAAACUUCGAAGAAAUUGUAUGUACAUAGACCACAUCGUACAAGUUACCCAUUUAUAUCUUAUGCAUAACUCAGCAGCUGGAGAUUUAGUAUUUAUGCUUUAUAGCUCUUUUUAAUAUUUAACAAACUUUGUCUAAAUGUACUUAUAGAUAGGACAGUAUUCGUUAGAUGUAAUGGUAGAAUUAUUACUAAAAGGUGUAAGUCACAGCUAUACAGAAAUCACUCCAAAGCUUUAG
This is a messenger RNA of Heterotrigona itama, 5882 nucleotides long. Lineage: Eukaryota; Metazoa; Arthropoda; Insecta; Hymenoptera; Apidae. The record is from the annotation of a GenBank genome assembly.